CAUUUAAAAUAAAAACAUAUAAUAAAAACAAAAUAAUUAUAAUAAAAAAGGAAAAAAAAAUUAUAUAAUUAUGGCAUCCACAGAAGAACAAAUGAGAGCAAAACAAAUCGCCGCUGAAGAAAAACGAGAAAAUGAUAUAUACAAUAAUUUUGCAACACCACUGAUAGGAACUUAUCUAAAUUUACCGAAGGAGCCCGUGGUUAUAAAGUGUCCUUCGUGUGGAAUAACUGAACAAACACAAGUCGAGAACGAACUUAAAUGGUGGGCCAAUGAAAUAAAUCGAAUUUUUGGCUGCCUUUUUAUAACAUUUUGUUGUUGCUGCUGUUUUAAUUAUUAUUUUCCUUGUAAACAAACCGACCGAAAUCAUUACUGCAAGAAUUGUGGGUGCUAUUUUGGACGUUAUAUGAAACAUCGACACAUCACACCGAAGAAAAAAUAAGAUCAAUUGAAUUGAAGAAAAGUGGAAUUUUGUAUUUUAAAUGUUUUCCAAAAUGUUAAUUUUGAUUUAGUCAAAACAAAUUAAUAAAAAAAUC
Molecule: messenger RNA, 533 nt
Organism: Teleopsis dalmanni
Lineage: Eukaryota; Metazoa; Arthropoda; Insecta; Diptera; Diopsidae
Exons: 2
Coding region: 71-439 (122 amino acids)
Molecular function (GO): zinc ion binding
Source: RefSeq, a predicted model, not a curated record